AUGGCGGACUCUCACAGCGGCGCAACAGCUAAUGGUCAAACAGAUCGAGCAGAGGAAACAACCGAAAAGGUAGUCGGACCAGAAGGGGAGAGUAGUAAAAUGCCACCCAGUCCACGACUACCAAGAAGUGUAUCUGCAAGUCCAGAACCGAGAAGAAAUUCAACGUCGAGAAGAACUUCGAUAAGUUCCCGUUCUGGCACACCACAACCGUUGAGGAGGAUGUCUGUAAUGGGAUCAACAAAUGACGUUUUCAACGUUACUCAUAAAAUUUCCCAAGUAGGCCCACCACAACCAUUGAGGAAGAUGUCUGUAGUGGGAGCGACAUAUGAUAUUACUGGUAUUACUAAUACAGUUUCGCAGCAAAGAAAACGGAGCACAGCAUCGAACGGCACAUCGUCACCGACAAAAGCUGAGCCACCAGAUACGAUCCCGCCGAAGGCCUCACCGAGAACCAGUCAAUCGUCUACCGGGUUACCGGCAGCACUCCAUUUAUCAAAAGUCGAGUCACAAACGACAUCUUCACCAAGGGCAACACCAAGAACAAGUAAUUCCUCGUCUUCUUCGCCGCCGGCAGAUUCACCAAACAGGUCUGGAAAGUACACAUCGAUCGACCUCGAAAAUGAUUUGCCGGACAUCUACAGGACGCAGCUGAAUCCGGAUCUCGAGGAUCCUGAUAUGAGCGAGUUCUUCUCACGACCACCUCCGUUCUUCAAAAACGCCCCACCAAUCUAUUACAGUCGAAAAGGUAUAUUAGAAGUUCUAUACAAUUUCUGA
Messenger RNA from Haemonchus placei, 774 nucleotides. NCBI's taxonomy places the organism in Eukaryota, Metazoa, Nematoda, Chromadorea, Rhabditida, Trichostrongylidae. The record is from the annotation of a GenBank genome assembly.